Messenger RNA from Trichobilharzia szidati, 492 nucleotides. Lineage: Eukaryota; Metazoa; Platyhelminthes; Trematoda; Strigeidida; Schistosomatidae. The record is from the annotation of a GenBank genome assembly.
AUGGUUGUGUUGCGUAUCAAUAGACUACCGAAAUAUUUCGGACCGGCAGAACUUCAUAAAUACCUGGAACAGUUCGGGAAAGUUUAUGACUUAUAUAUACCGAAAUCUAAAAAGACGAACAGGUAUAAAGACCAUGCUUUUGUACGAAUGGCAAAUGACGUCGCCCCUUUUGUUGCAUCAACAUUAGACAAUCUCUUGCAAUUUAAUAAGAUCAUGAAAUGUGAAAUUCUAUCGGACAACAAACGCCUAUUCAGAGCAAAGAAUUAUGCACGAAUCCCACCCCAUCUCGCUGCAGAAGAACAACAAACUCUAGCUACAAUAAAACGUGUUGCAGCAUUGAGAACUCGUGAAGAGUUAAAUGUUCCCAAGGGUUCAGCGAAAAAACCCCUACCUCUUGCCAUCCGAAGGCGUACACGCAACCUCCAGAAGCGUCUUGCAGCAAUUAAAAAUGUAAACCCCAAUUUUGAAUUUCAGAGUGCGAACAGUUGUUGA